AUGUCUCUUGAUGUCGAUGUGACGCUGCUGAGCGGGAAAUCGGCACAGAUUUCCGCCCCAGGUGGUUGCACUGUUGACGAGUUCAAGCUUAAAGCGCAGACUGUUCUGCAAGUUGGACGGUGCAGAUUGGUCAGCGUCUCUGGUCAUGUACUCUGCGGCGAGGCUACACUUGGCCAAUCGGGUGUAAAAAGCGGAGAUAUCCUGACCUUACAGGUGCAGCAGAUGUCUUUGGCAGCUACAGCAGACAGUUUUGCAGCUAUCCUGGGGGAUGGAUGCGUGGUAACCUGGGGCGGUUCUAGUGCUGGGGGUGACAGCAUGGCA
Messenger RNA from Symbiodinium necroappetens, 321 nucleotides. NCBI's taxonomy places the organism in Eukaryota, Dinophyceae, Suessiales, Symbiodiniaceae. The record is from the annotation of a GenBank genome assembly.